This is a messenger RNA of Arachis stenosperma, 1606 nucleotides long. RefSeq lists its product as uncharacterized. Gene Ontology annotation, molecular function: phosphoglycerate dehydrogenase activity. The transcript has 3 exons. The record is from RefSeq and is a predicted model, not a curated record. Bases 492 to 1421 code for a protein of 309 amino acids. Lineage: Eukaryota; Viridiplantae; Streptophyta; Magnoliopsida; Fabales; Fabaceae.
AAAUACUGCAAUUUCUCAUAUGACCAUGGACCCCACACUCAUCUUCAUUAAUAUCAACCAUUUUUUUCCAAAUAAACCUUCUUCUCUUCACACUUCAACCCAUAAACACCAUAAGUGCCAGCCCAUGAUUUAUAAUUUCUGAGGGAUUAUUCACUAUCAAUUUUAUCAUAGAAUCCGAGAUUCUUAUCUUGGUUUUUGGUAUCAGUUUCAUUGAUCCCAACAACAAGGUGAGAAUCCUCGUUUCUCAGAAUUUUUCUGAGCUAUUUGGAUUUUGAACUCCCAGCUCCGAAUUAGAUUCUGGGUCUGACUCAAAAAGCUUCCUUUUGUUGUCAAAUAUAAUAAAAAUUCGAUUUUUCGUUUUUGAUUCUCCUUUUUGGCUUAAGCUGAGGACACAAGAUAUUUUGCGUGGAUUAGUACUUGGAAAGAGUUGUUCAUUGAUCCAAUUGAAAUGAAGGAAUUUGAGUAGGGAGGAGAAUUGAACUCUCUUGGCAAUGGAGACUUCUUGUAAGGCCAAUGGAAAUGGGGUAACCGAUAAUGGAUAUGCCGUCGUGAGGCACUCGUAUCAACCCUCCAUGAAGCCAUCGUUGCCUUGGCUCGACAUAAGAGUAUUCUAUGUAAGAGUUUGUAAGUGUGAGCUUGAUCAAUCCACUCCUGAGGUUCUCACACUCAAUCAUGUUCCUUUGAAUCCGGAUACCCUUCUCGAAGUUAAUGGAGUUCGCGCUGGUGUAUAUUCUGAUGGGGUGUCAACCCUUCUCAAAAGGGACAGGGUCGACAGAAAAUCAGAAGAAGUAACAUUUGUAAGCACUGAUAGCAUAAGGAUGUGUGGCAAUGUGAAGUUUCAAGUGUUUGAUAAAGAUGCUCUGCUUCUUUCCGGAGUUCUAGAAUUAAGUAAUAGCAACGGUAUUGUUAGGGAAUCGAGCUAUAACGGACAAAAAUGGAGUAUGAACUGUGAGUCGGAUGUAAUAGCCGGCACCGGUUUCUUUAAGGAGAAUCAAUUCCUGUUCCGAGACUCAGCUCCACCUACAAUUGAGGUCUACAUUGCCGGGUCCUGCUCGGGUACUCCAAUUAUCUUAACAAAGACCCUGCAGCUCGGUUCUCAGAAGAAAUAUACAAGGAAAAGUGCAUUGGAUGCAAUUCCUGAGAAUGAUGCAAGUGAAAAUGGGAAAGAUGCUUAUUCACCACUUGCUUUGCAGGACCUGGAUUACCUUAGCGACAAACCAGAAGACGACUAUUAUAACGGGCUGUACCCGAGAACAGCAUAUGCAGAUGGUGAAGAUGGAGAACUAUCAUGGUUCAAUGCUGGUGUGAGGGUGGGAGUUGGUAUUGGACUUAGUGUUUGUCUUGGAAUUGGCAUUGGAGUUGGCCUACUUGUUAAAACCUACCAAGGCACCACUCGCCACUUCAGAAGACGGUUAUUAUAGUUGGUGCUUUUUUAUUAUCUUUUUUUUCUUCUUCCCCGUUGAUCCGAAGUCAACUAACCUACCUUUUGUACACACCCUCCCUGAAUCCAAAGACAACAGGUUAAUGUUUUUUCCAACCGAGUGCAGGAAAUAAUUGUUCUGUUUGGCUUGUUUGAUGUAUAUGUAAAAUAUAUAGUUUAUUUUUA